AUGGCUGCUGCCAACCUCAACCCCAAGAAGCCAAACUCCAGCUCAAGCUCUGAUGGGAGCGACCUGGACCCACUGUGGCAGAACCUCGACUGGGCUGUUGGGCAGAUGCUGAUUAUGGGCUGGGAUGGCACUGAAGUUACCCCUCAGAUCAAAAGUCUUAUUGAAGAUCACCAUCUUGGGUCCAUUAUUCUCACGGCUAAGAAUUUGAAAUCUGCCCAAGAGACUGCCAAGCUCGUCCAGGAAUUGCAGACCAUAGCCAAGAAUGCCGGCCAUCCUCAACCACUUCUCAUCGCUGUGGACCAGGAAAAUGGAGGUGUCAACAGUCUUUUUGACGAAGACUAUGUCUGCCAAUUUCCAAGCGCCAUGGGCAUUGCCGCCACUGGACGCGUCGAGUUGGCCUACGAAAUCUACAAGGCCACGGCUUCCGAGAUCUCAGCUUGCGGUGUCAAUCUCAUGCUUGGUCCCGUCUUGGAUGUUCUGAACAAUGCGAGGUACCAGCCGCUCGGUGUUCGUUCCACCGGGGACGACCCCCAGGAAGCCUCACAAUAUGGCCUUGCCGCAUUGAAUGGUAUUCGCGACGCCGGUAUUGCUGCCGCAGGAAAGCAUUUCCCUUCGUAUGGCAAUUUAGACUUUCAAGGUUCCAAUUCCGCUGUUCCAGUUAUUACCCAGACAUUGGAAGAGCUGAGCCUCAGUGCUCUGGUUCCAUUUCGAAAUGCGAUUGCAACUGGCAAGCUCGAUGCCAUGUUUGUUGGCGGAUGUGGUAUAUCAAACCCAUCUAUGAACGUUGGUCAUGCAUGUCUCUCCGACCAAGUUGUCGACGAUUUGCUCCGCAACGAGCUGGGGUUCAAAGGAGUUGCCAUCUCCGAAUGUCUGGAAAUGGAGGCGCUCAGUCAUGAUUUGGGCGUACAGAACGGUGUGGUCAUGGCGGUCGAAGCGGGUUGUGAUCUUGUUUUGCUAUGCCGUGCUUAUGAUGUCCAGCUCGAAGCGAUCAAGGGUCUAAAGCUUGGUUACGAAAAUGGCAUCAUCACAAAAGAUCGCAUCUUCACAUCCAUCAGACGAGUUCAACAUCUCAAGUCGACUUGUACUUCUUGGGCAAAGGCUCUCAAUCCUCCAGGCAUCUCACUUCUCUCCCAGCUGCACCCAUCGCACGUGUCGCUAUCUCGCCGAGCUUAUGAUGAAUCCAUUACCGUUAUUCGGGAUAAAGAGAAGAUGCUUCCUCUGUCCAGCUCCAUGCAUCCCGGAGAAGAGCUUUUAUUGCUUACGCCUCUUGUAAAGCCCUUACCUGCCUCGGCUAUGACCAAGAGCUUGCUUGAGUCUAAGAAGACUUGGUCGCAAGCCCCAACACAGCAUGAUUCCUGGGCACAUAAAGACCGCGAACGAAGUGCCAUAAUGAGCGGUGAAGGGGUGUUCCGUGAGUUUGGAAAAAACCUCGCCAGGUAUCGCAAUGAAAAACUGCUUCACACCAGUUAUACAGCAAAUGGUGUAAGGCCGGUUCAUGAAAACCUUAUCGCUAGGGCGUCUUGCAUCAUUAUCGUCACGGCCGAUGCCAACCGCAACAUGUACCAGGCAGGUUUUACAAAGCACGUGGACAUGAUGUGUUCGAUGCACCGCAGCAGGGGAAACAAGAAGCAGCUGAUUGUAGUUGCUGUGAGCUCCCCGUACGACUUCGCUAUGGACAAAUCGAUUGGCACGUAUAUUUGCACUUUUGACUUUACGGAAGAUGCCAUGUCUGCUUUGGUCCGUGUUCUCGUUGGCGAGAUUACCCCCAUUGGCAGCAUGCCCGGGACUCUUCGCAAGAGCAAAAAGGUUCUCAAAUCCCGACAGCACUGGCUCGUCGAAGAAUAUGACCGAGCUCGCGACUAUGCCGGCUUGGAGGAUUUGUUGAAAGCCGUUCACAGAGCUAGUGCGCCUGACCUUCAUUUCCUCAAAUCCACAAGAGCCGCUUCCAUGGAACUACACCUACCGAACAUCAAGGAGAGUCAUUUUGUAGUGAGGAACAGCAGCACGGGGGCUCUUUAUGGAUUUGUUGCUACAUACUUCAUUGCGGGCGUCGGUAUUAUUGGGGCUCUGCUGGUCGAUCCGAGCAAGCGAAACGUUUCUAUUGGGCGAUCUCUUCAUCGGCGAGCAUUGAAGAGCCUCAGUCAGCAGCGAGGUCUCAAGAAGGUCCAAGUCGGAAUGUCAUUUCCCGGAGUUUUCCUUGGGAUCCCUCUGGAUCCUGAAGCAAACACCGUCAAGGAGUGGUUCAGCAACAGCGGAUGGGACACACAGUUCCCUAGGCGUUUGACGAAUAUGAUCAUUCACGAUCUGCCAAAUUGGGUCGCCCCUGAAGGACUGUUGCAAAGCAUUCAGAGGGCCAACAUCAGCUUUGAUUUGAUUCAUGGCCUGGAAAACGCAGAAAGUGUACUGCAUCAUGUUCGUGCGAAUGCUAACCCAGAGGUUCUUGAGCUCUAUACGUAUGCGCUCUCAGAGAAUAAAACAUGUGGUAUUGUCAGAGCCAAGGAUCCAUCUGGCAAUCUGAUUGGCACAGUCAUAAUCUGCCGACAAGGUAGUCCUCUGGUGACAUAUAUUCCACCUCUGCUCUCUGAUCGCGAGGAUGUUGGUGGCAUAAUUGCCCCAAUCGUGCCGUCAACGCCGCAGGCAACACUAGUACUGCAGGGUUUGGCUCUCAUGGGUGUUCGCCAAAGCAAGGGCCACAGAGCCUCCAAGGCCGUUUUGAGUUGGAUUGUGGACGAUGCGUUUGAGCCACUCGUAGCGAUGGGAUUUGAUAUCCUGCAGGCAUUUGAGGAGAUUACAAACUCUCCCGAAGUGUAA
This is a messenger RNA of Metarhizium brunneum ARSEF 3297, 2811 nucleotides long. RefSeq names its product Beta-hexosaminidase. Gene Ontology annotation, biological process: carbohydrate metabolic process; peptidoglycan turnover. Gene Ontology annotation, molecular function: hydrolase activity, hydrolyzing O-glycosyl compounds. Lineage: Eukaryota; Fungi; Ascomycota; Sordariomycetes; Hypocreales; Clavicipitaceae. The record is from RefSeq and is a predicted model, not a curated record.